This is a messenger RNA of Micropterus salmoides (largemouth bass), 2514 nucleotides long. It is a transcript of the gene ddx27, whose product is annotated as DEAD (Asp-Glu-Ala-Asp) box polypeptide 27. Gene Ontology annotation, molecular function: ATP binding; nucleic acid binding; RNA helicase activity. The transcript is spliced from 21 exons. The coding region runs from base 93 to 2375 and encodes 760 amino acids. The record is from RefSeq and is a predicted model, not a curated record. Lineage: Eukaryota; Metazoa; Chordata; Actinopteri; Centrarchiformes; Centrarchidae.
GCUCCAGUUCCUGCUUCCGUCAACACACGUGUGAGUGUGAGUGAAGAGAAGACUCAGAGGCAGACCCGCACAGAACCGGUCCACAGUCCACCAUGUUAGAGCAGCUGGGUCUGAUCGGGACGAUCCGGGACGAGGAGGAGAGUCCGGAGGAACCCGACACCGAGUCCGACCAGGAGGACACGCCGAUCGUCCUGAACAGGAAGAAGAAGUUUGGGAGUCGCGGGGCGGCAGAUUUCAACGCUGACUUUGAGUUUGGAGAGAGAGACGUGCUGGACCAGGACGAGGACUGGGUGAUGGCUGACGUCAUGAAACAGCUCAAGAACAAGAGAACUGCAACUACUCUGGAUCAGAAAAUAGAGAAAAUCCGGAAGAAGAGGAAAGCUGAGGAGAAAUCCGCUCAGAGUGAUGCUGCUGAAGGUUCUGCAGGGAAGAACCAGGAGGAGGAAGACGAGGAAGAUGUGAAGCCUCCUGCAGGAGAGGCUGAUGGAGGUGAUGAGGAGGAUGAAGAAGAUGAAGAUGAGUUUGACUCGGCUGAUGAGGAGAUUCUGACCAAAUCAGACACCCUGAGAGACAAAGAGCGACGCCGGAGGAAGAGGAAGGGCGAAGAGGAGGCUCCGGAGACAUUCUACGAAGACGCGUCUCAAUACAACGAUCAGCUGACCUUUGAUGACAUGAACCUGUCCCGACCCAUCCUGAAGGCCGUCACAGCUCUGGGCUUCAAGCUGCCGACUCCCAUCCAGAAGGCCUGUGUUCCUGUGGGCCUGCUGGGGAGAGACCUGUGUGCCUGCGCUGCUACUGGGACAGGAAAGACUGCAGCCUUCAUGUUGCCUGUGUUGGAGCGUUUGGUUUAUAAGCCCAGGACGUCCCAGGUGACCCGGGUCUUGGUUCUGGUUCCUACCAGGGAGUUGGGGAUCCAGGUUCACUCUGUGGCCCGUCAGCUCGCCCAGUUCACCUCCAUCACCACCUGCCUGGCUGUUGGUGGGUUGGACCUGAAGUCUCAGGAGGUGGCACUGAGGGCGGGGCCAGACAUUCUGAUAGCUACACCUGGUCGACUCAUCGAUCACCUUCACAACACGCCGAGCUUUGAGCUGACUCACAUCGAGAUCCUGAUCCUGGACGAGGCUGACAGGAUGUUGGACGAGUACUUUGAGGAGCAGAUGAAAGAGAUCAUCCGGCUGUGUUCCUACAACAGACAGACCAUGUUGUUCUCCGCCACCAUGACGGAGGAGGUAAAGGACCUGGCCGCAGUCUCGUUGAAGCAGCCAAUCAGAAUCUUUGUUAACAGCAACACUGAUGUGGCUCCGUUUCUCCGACAAGAGUUUGUUCGAAUCCGACCAAACAGAGAGGGAGACAGAGAGGCUGUGGUGGCCGCUCUGCUUACUCGGACGUUCCAGGAUCACGUAAUGUGUUUCACUCAGACCAGGAAGCAGGCUCACAGACUGCACAUCUUACUGGGACUGAUGGGACUGAAGGUUGGAGAACUGCACGGAGAACUGAGCCAGAACCAGAGGCUGGAGAACCUCAGGCGUUUUAAAGAUGAACAGAUUGAUAUCUUGGUGGCGACAGAUGUAGCAGCCAGAGGGUUGGACAUUGACGGAGUCAAAACGGUGAUAAACUUCACCAUGCCGUCCACAGUGAAGCACUAUGUUCAUCGUGUCGGCCGGACGGCGAGAGCCGGGCGCUCAGGACGUUCGGUGUCUCUGGUCGGAGAGUCUGAGAGGAAGAUGCUGAAAGAGGUGGUGAAGUCUGCCAAGAGCAGCGUGAAGGCUCGAGUUCUGCCCCCAGAUGUCAUCCUGAAGUUCAGAGAUCUGAUCUCUAAACUGGAGAAAGACGUUGAAGCUGUGAUGAGGCUGGAGAGAGAGGAGAGAGAGCUGGCUGCGUCUGAGGCUAAGUUGAGUGUGGCUCAGAAGCGUCUCGAUAGCUCCGCCUCCUCCUGUCAAUCACAGAGAGUCUGGUUUCAGACUCAACAAGAGCGGAAACAGAGCCGUGCGUCGAAGGCUCUGCAGGAGUUCGAUCUCGCUCUGAGAGGAAAGAAGAGGAGAGAGAAGUUCCUGAAGGACGGCGGGAAGAAGGAGCUGACGCCCGAGGAGCGCGCUCAGUUCGAGAUCCUCAAGGCUCAGAUGUUCGCCGAGCGGGCGGCCAAGAGAGAGAGACGACCGAAGAGAGCGAGAGCUAUGGUGGAGGACGAGACGCCGAGCACAGCAGCCAAUCAGAAACGAGCGAAAGGAGGCAAGAAGUCUGUGUUUGACAAAGAGCUGACCAACACGAGCAGCAAGGCUCUGAAGCACUACAGAGCUGGACCGUCCUUCACAGACAGGAAGCGUCUUGGUUUGGACAGGAAGCGUCCCGGCAGCUCCAGGUUCAAGAAGAAGUGAGAGCCAAGAUAACUGCCUGGAACUGCAGUGUCGUCCAGCAGGAAACGUCCUCAUGGUCUUGUUUUCACUCUGUAAAUCUGUUCUAGUUGUUUUGCUCUUUAAAGAAGUUAUAUAAAUAAAGUUGCAGUCUGUUUGAAAA